Lotus japonicus is the source of this 843-nucleotide messenger RNA. RefSeq names its product probable E3 ubiquitin-protein ligase XERICO. Lineage: Eukaryota; Viridiplantae; Streptophyta; Magnoliopsida; Fabales; Fabaceae. The record is from RefSeq and is a predicted model, not a curated record. Gene Ontology annotation, molecular function: zinc ion binding. The transcript has a single exon. Bases 125 to 529 code for a protein of 134 amino acids.
CAGUGCUCUAUCUCCUUGCAUUUCCUCUGCUGGAGUUCUAAACUCUCUUUUUUUUUCCCUUCUUCCUCCUUAUGAAUUCACUCCUUCUCUAGCAUAUCAAGCCAAUUGUGUGAAAUUUUUUAUCAUGGGUCUGUCAAACUUCCCUUGUCCAUCAGAAGGGGUGCUACCUUUGCUUGUGAUGAACACUGUUCUAUCAGUAGCUCUGUUGAAGAACAUGUUUAGAUCCAUGCUCCAAGUAAUAUUCGGUGCCAAUAAUUCCUAUUAUCAUUAUUCUCCAGAUAUUGAUGAUGAACAAGAGAGUACUUCACAGGAAAAAGGAAGGAGGGUGUCAAUAACACACUACAAGUCCUUGUGCCGCCGCAACAGGUCCAUUACCACAGAGUGCUGCUGCUGUGUGUGUCUGUGUGGAUUUGAAGCUAAUCAGGAGGUGAGUGAAUUGCCUUGUAAGCAUUUCUUCCAUAAAGGCUGCUUGGAGAAAUGGUUUCACAACAAACACAACACUUGCCCUUUAUGUCGUUCCAUAGAAUAACUAGGAUUAAUUGGCUCAGAGCUAUGUUACAUAGUGGAUGGAAUUAAAAUUAAUCAAUCAAUUGCUAUUUCUCUGUUUGGUUUAAUAGUGUGGAACAAAAUUGGAGAUGACAUUGCCUUUUUUCUUGAUUUGUAUAUUCAAUUCAUGAUAAUUAACAUGUUUCUAAUUAGUUUUCAGCACUGCGUCAUUCGUUCAAUCCAUGUAAUUUCAAUUUAAUUGGGUGUAUGGAUGUGUAUUGUGGUAUCUCAGUUGGGAAUCAUGUUUGACUGUCAUCACUGAAAUUUCAUUUUACUCUUGAAAAUUUCAGACUAAAA